Messenger RNA from Seminavis robusta, 12427 nucleotides. NCBI's taxonomy places the organism in Eukaryota, Bacillariophyta, Bacillariophyceae, Naviculales, Naviculaceae. The record is from the annotation of a GenBank genome assembly.
GAAAAAUCAAAUCCAGAGCAUUGGAAGAAAGAUUUUGCUCACUCUCGUCUUUGACACUUCACUUGCUUCUCCUCUCCUCCAGUCUUCUUCCUCCUGCAGUACAGUACUAUUACUUGCUACGGUAGCUAGCUUUAGCUAGUUGCUCUAUUACUUUGAGGCCAACUGUACUAACUUGCUGAUGCACUCCUACACGCCACCCACCCGUCAUCGACACCAUGAAGUCAAGAAAGAGCAUCAACAACCAUACAGAGCUCCCAGCAAUUUGCAGCGGCCCUAUCGGACGCCCACCAAGACCGGAACAACAACAAGUUCUCCACCACCAGAUCCAACAGUAUUCGCGAGUCCGUAUUCACCAAUAAACUCUUCGGCAUCGUCCCCAACGAGACAUUUGCUGAGUAGAAGCAAAUUUCGAAGAGGCCAGCAUAAUGCUACCGUUGUCACAACACCUUCCAAACAACCGUUGCUGGCCUGUGUUUCUCCCUCUGAAAAAGGCGACAGCCCUCCUUCUUUUGAUAUCGCGGCUUCUUCCAAGAGAAAACAAUCUGGUGGAAGAGCGAGGCGCUUCCAAAAUGGUCUGGCAGGUAUUGCAGGACAGAGGAAGACCAAUUCGGCAAGGCAGUACAACGACCUGGAGUCUCCCGACAAGCCACAGGUAGAACCGGAUCCCAUUUUUGAAUUGUCCAUGAACAACCCAACUCGCCUUACCCGCACCAGUGGCACUAUCACUAUUACUCCUGCCAACAAAAGUACCGGUACUGGUACUGGUACUGGUACAAAACCCAAGAAACCACGAACCUUUGUCAAAACACUCAAAAAGUUGGCCAAAAAGGUAGUGGGUGGCGGUAGCAGCAAACAAGCAGCAUCGUCAAGAAAUCAUCCAAAGGGAACUGACACCAAGCCCGUAACACCCGCGGGCGGUGCACCUGGCAUCUUUACGCCGCCCACAGCCAUCCUUUCUCCAUCGCCAGAAACAAUCGCGCAUUGUGAUAUAGCCGAACCGGAUACUCCUGAAAAUGAGACUAGUGAGAACCGCUUUCCAAACUUCCUCCAACAUCCCUACCACUACAGUCCUCAUAACACAGACACGGAAGGCAAUGACACUAUUAGUACCAGUUGCAAUAAGCAGAGCUACAAUCCACAACCGCCAGAUAAUAUCAACACCAACAGAAACAAUCCACAGAUGCCGAGUGCUUUCAGUUUCCGUCAUCAUGUCGAGGAUGUACAAGACGUUGAAUCUCAGUCCAGUGGCGAAGGAGGGUCUGCCCUUAGCAGCAUGAGCCGAAGCACCAACAAUCAUCCUCCAAAUUCUCCUCUUCGAAAAGCGCUCUUUGCCGAAACUCCACGCAUUCAUCUCAUUAGGCCACCAGAAAACAUUGUACUACACGACUACCAUGAGGCAGACCCACCAUUGUCGACGGACCCUAAAGCCACCGAAGACAAGGGCAUUUCCAUUGUAGGAUUGGCCACAGAGGAGUUUCGUCAAAGUGACGCAGCAGCAGCAGCAGAUGUGUGGCCCGAUGAUGAGUCGCAACAACCAAAGAGUCAGCAGCCGGCUGAGGAACAAGUAGCACACGACGAUGACACCAAACGUUACUCGCAAGAUCUCAUGGCACAACAAGAACCGUUGCCCAAAGGAGUCGUCACGUCGGAAGCAUUGGAAUUUGCACUCGAGCAGCACGAACGAGAGCUGGAACGACAGGCAGAAGAAUUGAUUCAGAGCAUUGCAGCCAUGCAAAAGGAUGAAGAAGAACGACACAGCUUUUCACCUGCUCAAGGGGAUCAUUACCGCAACAACGACAACAACACGGAUGGUGUUAUCUUUUUGACCCAUACGAUUCCAAAGCCGACGGAUGUGACUUCUAGUUUUGGCUGGGACGACGAUAAGGAUUCACGGAUCAUGGAUGUGGAACAAUCCAUUGAAGUAGAUUCGAUCCAGUCAGAUGACUUUGAAGGCGGGCCUGCAAAAGUGGACCCUGUCAUUCAAGAACGCAACACGCCGGCUGCUGUGACAGAGGAAAGAGACCCAGACCGCACUGAAUCAAUUCACGAUGCCGCAUCUGAAACAGAAGCGUCACGCAGUCAAGGUACCAACAGUAUGGACACGGAAAAACGCGACAAUGUUGUCGGCUACACCGCUUUCGUUGAUGAGCACGGAGAUGAAAAGGUGGAACUAAGCAUUGGAGCCAAGCGCACGGAGGGAAACCAUGCCGUGCAGCAACUCUCUGGACACCCAUCUGAUGACGACCAAUCUACAGCUGGAACCUACAUGAGAUUGUGGGAAGGCAUCAAGGACAACGAUGCAAGCAAUGUCAUGACCAGCGAGACUGACACCAAUCGUGACCCGGCCACGGCUUGUGACGACAAACCCCCUUUGAGCAGAAACCACAGAGUGACAUCUUCCAUUCUGGAUUUGAAACCGGGCUCUACGAGGAACAGAUACGUCGAAGCGGCCAAAGCUGCCAGAAAACCAGUUGCCGCGGAGGUCAGUGAACACGCAGAAGGGAAGCUCUCCGGAGACAACGUCGAACCCCGGAAUUGUGGUGGAAAGAUGAAAAUGGGUUCUUUGGUAGAUGAAGCUGCAGUUGCCCAAGUGGUCACUGACGAUGAAACAUCCGCUGCUGAUGACUUGGAUGCUACUACCAGAGGCGACACAGCAUCGGUUGCUAAUACCAAUCUAUCCGAAAGAGACCGCAUUUCCCAUCAUGUGUCCCAUGCCUUGAUGGAUGCGGAUUCCACGGAUAGUUCCGUUUCAGCCACCGUACGAAUUCCUCAGCCCAAUGUUUUCUUGAUGGAUUCGAUGACAGCAGACGGCUACGCCACUGACGCUACGGUGCCAAUUGCGCAGCCCAACGUCGCCGUGAUGGAUUCGAUGACAAUUGACGGCUAUGGCACUGACGCUGCAGUGGCAAUUCCUCAGCCCAACAUUUCCGUGAUGGAUUCGAUUACGGCCGACGGCUACGCCACUGACGCUACUGGAAACGCCAUUGUGGAGGAGGAUGAUGGAAUCGCAGACGCUCGUGAGGACAGUAUGGUCGCUGUAAUGACUGUGGAUGAUGCAAACGCCACUGAUGCUGCCACAACGGCCGGUUACAGUGCGAGUGUUCGCAGCACCGACGCCACGGUUGGUCAAAAUGCUGAUGCUAUUACUAUUGAUACGUCUUAUGCUGUAGUGGGACAUACGGCACCACAAGGCUCCAGCUGGGGAGAGCGACGACACCGUCGGAGCCAGCGUCGAAUGCUGCGUGACGCGCAAUAUCGCAGGAUUCAAUCGACUGAGCCCCAAGGGGCCAAUUCUUCCGUGGGACCGAUCACGGGAUUGGGAACUUCCUCGCCUCCAGUUGAUGGCGCGAGCUUCAUAAGCUUUCUUAAAGCAAAGCAAAGAAUGAACCCAACGGAACAUGAGAACUUGGAGACGGAGGUUGCGACCGCGAGACAAAGCAGGGCACAGCUUCCAGAGCAAGUCCAAUGUAACUACGACGUCCUCGAAAAGGCUGCCGGAGGCGACGCCUGUACGGACAGCCAUCCCAACACCGAGACGGGUCAGAAUUGGUGUGCCGAACAAGCUGACAUCGGAGAGACAGGAGCUACUGUUUCGGCACCACCAGUGGAGCCAACAGGGUAUUCCCCAGUGGCAAAGUUGAGAGACUUAUUUGAGCGAAAGAAGGUGGAGCCAUCAUCGCCCGCAAGAGAAGGUGCAAUGCUCGGCUGCACGAGCCUGUCAACACCCCAAUCCGUCCCGAUUCCUCGUGGAGACGGAUCGUCGCAACUUGGAAGCAAGCACGUUGACAACAAAAUGGAAUUGGAGACGAUGCGUGGCUUCCACUCGUCGUCCCCUGCGUUUCCCAGUCGAAGCCACAGAGUGUCAAAACCAGAUAGAAGACUCUUUAGCUUAAACAACGAUACUUCUAUCUUCCAAUCAUCACCAUCUUCGGCGACACCAACAGGAAAUACGCGAAAGAGUUACUACCAAGGCGGGCUCACCGGCACGAACGAAAGAACGUACACAGGUGGGGGCACCCAACGAGGUGGGGGCAUUCGAGGUCAUGCGAAGUCUUCGACCAAGAAGAAGCUGGAUUUCUUGCCCGUUGGGUCCAACCGAGCUGUUCUGAUGAACAACUUUGACUCCCCCUCGGCAGGCAGUAGGCAAGUAUUAUUCGGUCAAACUACGGGUGUCAGUCCACAUUCGACGUCUCCUUCUCGGUUAAAUGGCUCUAGUUUGAUGGAAGAGGACCCCCCAGAGGUUGGCGUUGAUGAAGAUGUUGGCGGGAAGCAUCAAGAAAGCAGCAUGCCAUGCUCUGAGCGUAACGUUGCGGACAGCGAGGCCACAUCUCUGAUGGAGUUGUCCCCCAAUGGUGACAAUGGGCGGUUUCCCGCAAUGGAAGACAUGCCUGUUGAAUCUUCUACGGAGAUGUUGCCUAAAAACCAGUCAUCGCAAAAGAACGUUGGAUCCAUUCCAGCUGACGACAGGGUGGCUUCCGCUGGUGAUGAAGCCUAUAUCAGAAGUCGACGGGAAGACAGUCAACUCGAAGUUGGCAAACAGGUUUUGCUCCCGAUCAAUGGAAAUCGGACAAAACCAGUCCGAGGAAUCGUUCAAGAAAUGAUUGCAGCAUACCAGAAGGAAGCGAAGCACAGCAUACCCGGCGACGACACCAGCACGACCAUCGGUCAAUCUCGCGACGCAUCGGAAGAUGGCAAGGUUAGAAAGCAGACUGUGCCCAACGCUGAUAAAAGCCAGCGCGUCCCGGUCGAAAGCACCAUGGUCCAAACGCAAGCAUUGAACGAUGAAAAAGAAACGACACACAAAGCCAAACAACUAUCCCCAGUUCGAAAGGAAAAGAGGCACGUUGACUCUGGUUUCGAAACGUCUCGAUAUGAUAGAUGCCAGGAGGAAAAUGGGCCGAAUAAAACCAGUAGUCAUAUCAUGUCUCCAGACAGCGGAAGUCCGGCUGCGCCAAAGGGAAUUGUUGAUAAAGCCACGCAACCGUCCCUACCGGCAUUCCUGAACGCAGGGGGUUCGAUGGGAUCAGAUGGUUUGGCAAAGGAGAUCUUGUCUGUUGACUUGGAGAUGCCCCCUGAGCCGCAUCGUGAUACUUCAAUAUUUGAAAACAACAAUAGCGUGGUACCUUGCGAAACCUCUUCGGAGGAUGGAGUCAGUGUCGAGCAAGAAUUUGGGGUUGCCCUUUUUUCGAAUUUUUCUGACGAUCAUGUACCUGAACGGGAAAAGAUUUUGGAUGAGUUCUUUGGUCCAUUCGAUGCAAGUGACUCGGACGAUAAUUCGGGGCGCGCUGCUGCAAAAUUGCUACACUCAACGUCACGGGAGCACGAAGCCAAAGAAGCGCGUGAAUGGGACGAAGUUCUUGAAGACAUUUUGGACAAGAUUGUGCCAGCAAACUUGACUGCGACAGCAACAGGUCUUCUCAAUGACAGAUCGGGCCAAAGUGUCGGUGCAUUGAGUGUUGCAGGAAGUCAACAUCGCAGCGUGCCAACUACCAUUGUGAUUGAUGUCGGAUCGCAAAUACACCGCGUGGUGCCGGCACUGGGAGGUAAUGGUUGCGCCCCAGUAGAGGGCACUAGAGUCAACGACAACAUGCAUAUCAAACCAAUGGCAUCGCCUUCCCCCGGAAGUGAGAGCGGCAUCAUGGAAUUGGCCGAGUUGCUCUCCUUACCGGAGCUUGUGGCUUCAGUUGUUGGGAACAACCAAAUCCAGGACGCCGCCUCUAAUGAUUCUAUCAGCUCUGUACAGCCAAGUUGCCCGGGUGCAGCCUCCUCAACAGACGAACCUGACGUUCAGCCCAGUGAAGCUUCACCCGAAUCACCGGCUCUGAAUAUACUUCCCGAUAGAGACGAUUCGACGCAGAACGAGCUCGGACCACUACAAUCCAUUGAUCUACAAUUGCGAGAUCAGCCUGAACAGCCUGCACUUCCCAAAGAGAGUGAUGUGUCAACCUCAUCACAUGAUAAACAACAUGACAAAUACUCCGACCUGCAUACGCAACACCCAUGCCCCAUCGAGAAUGAUCGAAUGGGUCCUGAAAUGGAAACAGAACUGAUUGAAUGCGGUUCCAUCCUAUCCCUGCCUCUUGAUGAGAAGUCUAAUCCAAGUGUCUCUAGCUGUCUCUAUCUAGCAGGAACCGGUAUGCAACCAGGUGAAGAGCAUCCUGUUGAAGUUCAAACUCCCGAGGAUAAGGAGGAAUCAAGCUCUCAUCAAGAAGAGCAACCGCAUCCUGUUGAAGUUCAAACUCCUGAUGGUGAUGAGGAAUCAAGCUCUCAUCAAGAAGAGCAACCGUAUCCUGUUGAAGUUCAAACUCCUGAGGAUAAGAAGGAAUCAAGCUCUCAUCAAGAAGAGCAACAUCAUCCUGUUGAAGUUCAAACUCCUGAGGAUAAGGAGGAAUCAAGCUCUCAUCAAGAAGAGCAACAGCAUCCUGUUGAAGUUCAAACUCUUGAGGAGCAAGAUGCAUCAAGCUCUAAUCAAGAAGAGCAACAUCAUCCUGUUGAAGAUCAAACUCCUGAGGAGAAAGAUGCAUCAAGCUCUCAUCAAGAAGAGCAACCGCAUCCUGUUGAACUUCAAACUCCUGAGGAGAAAGACACAUCAAGCUCUCAUCAAGAAGGGCAACCUCCUGAUGGCGAUGAUGAAUCAAGCUCUCAUCAAGAAGAGCAACUGGAUGAAGGAUUUCAGGUUGAAUCACCAGCUCAGGGUGACAUUAAGGAAUCAAGCUCUGGUGUACCAUUGCAACCAAGUCAAGAGCAUCUCAUCGCUUCACUUGCUUCCGACGAAGAAUCACCAGAUCCUGGUGACAGUGUUGAAUCGAAUUCUAUUUUCCAAGUGCAAUCAGGCGAAGAGCAUCUAGUCAAAGCACCAUCUCCUGAUGAAGAAUCACAAGCUUUUAAUAUCAUGGAUGAACUAAGCUCUGGUGCACUCUUUGCCCCAGAUGAAGGGUGUGCAAUCAGCAUAAUGGCUCCUCGAGAAUGUGGCAAAACAACACUAGCCCCGGAUGGCACUGAGGAAUCAAUAUCUAGUCAAAACAUGGAACCAGACGAAGUGCUACCAAACGAAGAGCGUCCCAUCCAUUUGCCGGCUCUUGAUGGCAUCGGGGAACCAAGCUCCGGUCUGCAAGUGCCACCUGAAGGGCAUCCAAUGGUGUCACUGCUUCCUGACAAAGAAUCACAAGCUCCUGAUGACAUGGACGAAUCAAGCUGUGAGGAACAAGUGCAACCAGAUGAAGAGAAUCCCAUCGCUUUGCGAGCUCUUGAUAUCAUGGAGGAAUCAACCUAUGGCCUACCAAUUCAAUCAGAUGAAGGCCCUGCAAUCAAUAUACCGGCUCCAGUUGAAUGUAACAAAUCACAACCUCCUGAUGAAAUUGAAGCAUCAAACUCUGAAGUGCAAGCACAGCCAGACAAAGAGCAUAACAUUGCUUUGCCAGCUCCUCUAGAUGACACGGAGGAAGCAGCAUCGGGUCUACAAAGGCAUCCAGAUGAAGCGCAUCCCAUCGAGUCACGCUCUCCUGAUGAACAGGUUGAUUCAAGCCCUGAUUUUGAUAUACUCCCAAGCGACGGCAGGCCAAGCCAAUCCCUCUAUGCUGAGGACAGCGACGGAACAAGCACUGUCUCAGAAGUAGAGUCGCACAGAGGCCAAGCCAACCAAUCCCUGCAUCCUGAUGUCGAUUCCUACUAUGGUGCACAAGUGGAGCUGGAUGAAGAGCAACCGUCAAAUGUGCUCAUCCGAUCCUCACCUGUUAUGAAUGGCGAGAUCGACGAGUACAACCAUGAUGGGAAUGUGCAGGUGGAUGGUAUGGAGGCGGGUCUUGAAAUGCAGGCUUUUGUGGAGGCAGAUGAGCCAAUCUCUGGUUGGUAUCCGGACACGGCACCAGCAAUGAACGAGAGAGAUGAGCCAAGCUCAGCUCACCCCCACACUCACGAGGAGAAGCUCAACAAUGUUCUACCCAGGGACAGCGACAAUGAGUCAAACUGUGCUCCAGAAGUAAAACUCAUUGAUGGGCAAUUCAAAGGGACAUCGGAAAAGGAAGAGCUGACCAUGCAAUGCUCCCAAGAAGAAGUUGAUGAAUACUGUGAACUACUUGAGGAGCAAUCAAUCAAAGGCAAGUUGUCGGAUGUCCAAGGGGGCGAACCGGAACACAGUGCGCAGGAAACUACCGAAACGGAAGGUGUUCAGUCCGCUUCAAGUCAAACAUCGUCUCAAUCGGAUUCCAUGGCAGAGGAGACGCCCUCAGAUGCGGACUCCAAUAGGGACGGAAAUGCUUCUUGUGACAAAAUCAAGGCAUUGCCUGACACUUCAAGCGCUGCAGCGGUGGGACAUUGUGCUGUGCUGACCGACCAAGAAACGGUUUCAAUCGUUUCUGAUCAGGCUAAGUUUGCGUGUGAAGAAAGCGACGCACGCGGUAUGACCACUGAUGCGGCUGAAGGAGCACCCGCCCUUAGUGGACGUGUGAUUGAUGAAGACUCAGACACUGUGCAAACUGCCUGUGACACGACGACAAUACUGGACACGUCGAAUCAUCAAGAAGCUGCUAACCAGACAUCCAAAAUUAACAAACAGGAAUCUGAAGUUGGAAACGAAGCAUGCGUACUUCUUGCGAGGGCCAUGGAUAUUCUGGGUGGCGAAGAAUCAGCCAGCAGUGUGGUAACAGACUCUGAACGCGAAACCUCGUCUUCAAACAUGCGAGAUUCUGCCGGUGAAAGUCAAACGAUUUGUGACCUUAGUUUCGGUUCAGCCCCAGAGAGAGCCGUUGCUCCAGAAAGCUUGGACAAAGGAGAGACAGCCACGGCGAGUCAACCUGUUGGAUGCCAAUCGCGCGAAGUUACAUUUGAAGAAGAUCCGAGUGACGCAUUCUUGGAUCGUGAUAGUGAUAACAACGCCGAGGAGAAGAAGGAUGCGUUUGUCCCUCUGACUACAAAUUUCCAAUCGCCUUCUUCGGCUGAACAAGCUGUUGAAGUCGCAAGCGAAGCUUCAGAAACGAGUGGAAUAUUCUAUGACGCAACCAAUGUGACAGUUUUGGGAAACUGGGAUGAGUAUGCGUCUCAAUACUUCGACUGUGAAGAAGCCUUUUCAUCUGAAGUCGCAUUUGCUUGCGAUAAAGGUGCGAUUGUCGAAACCUCCGAAGGUGAUGAGUUUGUUCCGGAUGCACCACAAGUACCGGUACCCUCGAAAGAUUCCGAAGAGGAAUCCGUUGACUCUACCACAAGCCAAAGCGAAAAACGGGUCUCUAAGGCCGGUGUCGAAGUGGGUCACACCGGGCAGCACGAUGGCCAUGCUACAACUAUUGCAAUCAACGCCGCCCCAAACGACAUUGACGACCAAGACAGGGAACCUCACGGAGUGGUCGUCCCCGACAGUACUUGCCAGGCGGCUUCAGCUUCAGAAUACCAGGUCGAGGCCGAAAGUGGCUCCCAGCCUGAUCCCAUGGACUCUGAAGACAAGUUUCAGUCUUCAGCUCCAAUGCAUUUUUCUGGAAGUAACCGUGACGACGAUUGCGGCCGAGCUAUCGAAUGUGCAUUACAUGCUGCAGCUGAUGAAGCAAUCGAUGCGGAAUCGUCCGGCCCGGUCCCUGCGAAGUCGGAUUCCGUUGAAUCUAGACAGAGCUGCAGCAAGACCGACUUCUCAGAUUGCGAGGAAGAAGUCGACGUUUCGUCCAGUACUUCGAAAGAAACAUUGAACACGAAGGGAAGAGACCGUGAAAUGGAAUCUAGUGGUGGCUUUGCAGACCUGAACUAUGUUUCAAAAGUUGUACGUGGAGCUUUGCAACCGGAUCAAGAAGAAUUUUGCCUGGCCGUUCAGGCUGACUCAGCAGCAGUCGUCGAUGAGGCAUCAGCUCUCGCCUGUGUCGGGGAGGCCACAUUGCCCGAUUGUUCGGGUAACCGUGGAGAGAGUGGCCAGCCGGAGCACCACUACAAGUUUGACCAAGGAGAUCGUCUCGAGGGAACCAACGCUGUGGCCGCUCAGCCGGAUUCCACAGCCAUGCAGACUGAACUCGAAACUGAAGCAUUCAGCAGCAGUGGCGAAACGAAAGCCGGAAGUGCCACUGAAUGUUCUGUUAGUUUGGAACAGAAAGCCUUCCCUGGCAGACCCGAUGAACCAUUGCAAAGCUUUACAGAUCGCAACCUAUCAGAUCAAGUCAGCGUUGUGAGUGCAAAGCAAACCGAUUCAGGACAGGAAUUGUCACGCUUUGAACAGGAACUUGUCCGGCUCAGGGAGAGACUAGCAUCGACGAGGAGAAAGAACACUGUAAGUGAACAACUCAAACCGAAGGCAUCGUGCCCCCAUUACAAGGCCGGCAGCGGUGCCAGAGAGGCCGCAGACCCUGGAAGGGUGAAGGAGUUGCUGAAAAGUGCGUUGUCAAAGAGGCGAAGUUCUUCUAGGGUUGCUGGAACCAGAAUUAGCGAAUGGGAAAGCCGGAUAGAAAAGAGUACUGUAUCGACGAAUGGAAGCAAUGAAGUUGUUCAGAAGGCACGUGCAUUGAUCGAUGCCAACAGAGACGCAGCGUGUGCAACGAAGAAGGAAAACGACUCGGCGAGACCUUUUCAAGUGACGCCCCUCGAACAGACUGAAUGCCAGUUCUCUCCAGAGUCUUCUGUUUUACCGACUGUGUCUUGCGACAACAGCACAUCAGCGGAGAAGGAAAAUAUCUUCUUCACCGACGACAACUGGAAUGUCCAUGAGAAGAAGCCAAAAACGACUGGCACGGCCUCCCCUUGCGACGACUACACACCAGCAGAGAAAGAAAAUGUUAUGAUAACGGAAGACAACCGGAAUGAGAAUGUCCCUGAGACAAAGAACACGACCACUCCAUUCACGGCCGGGAGUUCUGCCACGCCCGAAAGGUUGCAGGUUCUUGGCCAAGACAAGAAUCCGACCAGUCUUCGGCGUCGGAUAUUGUCACAGCCCGAUGUCACGAUAAGACAACUUGCCAACAAGGCGAAUCUCCUUGCGCAACUUACCAGCGUGUCUUUUUUGGACGAAUCCGGCUCUGUGAAGAGCAAAGUCUCUGAAUACGAAAGCCCUGCCAAAGGCCCACACAUCAACGCUUCUCAAGAUUGCGAAGCACUUCCUAUUGAUUGCAGAGAAAGGGCCGAACCCGAUGCAACGAAGAAUACACUGCUCUUGUUCGACCCACUUGGAGACCAACCCAUCCUGGGUUUUGACGACGGCGAUGACAGGGAUGCUAAUGUAUCCCUCUGCUCAACGAUCAAGACUGAGGACUCAUAUAUCCAUCAAUGCAACCUAAGCAGCGACCAAAAUGAACUUGACCAGAAUGAUGGGAAAAUGGCCACCUCGUUUGAUCAUAUUGGUGAACUUGGUGCGAUCGGCCUAGGGCCAUACAACCUUAGCACCAUUGCCGAGACCAAAGUUCUUGAUGAGCAGAAUUGUGCAGUGCUUAACAGGGCUUCUGUUUUCAGAACCAAGAAGGCAGAACCACCUGAGAUUGCGAAGAGCCUACUCGACACAACUAUUUCAGGAGACGAAGAUGACAAUGCACAAGACGAAAGGACGAAUGAUGUCGUGUUUGACAUUGUCAUAGGUGAAGAUCCACCCGCCGAUGCACAAAUCAGCCUUGAGCCUGAGGUCGAGCCCACCGAGGUCAUCGACGAGAUUGACAACAAUAACAACUCUAUACUUGAAGAUAGCGUUAGUUGUGACAUUCCUGCACAAGGCCAACACGAACCAGCCGUGCCCAAGCAAACAAUCCUUGAACAUGUUGUGAUGGGGAAUGUACCAGAAGGCACAUUUAACGUGGUUCGGGACUUGGUGGAGGGGACAAUUUCCUCCUGGAAUCUCCCAACAACCCACUCAAAUCUUGCCAGCAAAUCAGAUCCUGGAGCACAGACAAGUAGUGAGUUGGCAAGAGCUGCGAUGCCCCUUUUAGCACAAACUUUGGAACCUCAGGGAGCAAAAGCAGAAGGAAAUCUCAAAUCUCCUGAGUUAUCAUGCAACGAGUCUGAAUCGGUGAGCGCGCAAGGCGUCGAAAUCGACUCAGCGAUACUUGAGGCAGUUUCCAACAUUAAAGAAUCCAUGGACCCUUUGGCAAUGAAUGCAUGUCCAAGCGAUGAACUCGGCGCUUCAGCGGUACCGGCAGACGCAGGAAUACAGGGAAUGGAAGACAAUUUUGCUGCUUUCAUGGGAGUGCCCCCGGUAGUUGCAUCAGUUCCAAUGAAACCUAAAAAAGGAAAGAAGGGGAACAAGAAGGGCAGAAUCUUCAGGGAUGUCAGCGAUUUCCCAACCUAUUUGACAAAACGGUCUGAUUCAUUUGACGAUUUGGUACUGGAGAGGACAAGCAAAGAUCGAUACGACUUCUGGAACAAACCCAACAACGCGUCGGCUUGCCAAAACCAAGUGUCAAGCGGCCCUCGUUCUUUUGAUAUCGAUUCGGUUUCCAUGGGAUGUCUGAUCAAAAGAUCCAAAUCGGAACACUAG